UCUACCCUCCACAUAUUUUGCUCACUGUGGUAUAAGCGACCGUCGGACCCACUAAGUUCUGCUACCAUUUGGGGCACAGUUUGGGGUUACAUUGUAUUACGGUGGACGUCAGUGGCUGUGAGUAGAGUGGAGAGUGGUUGAGGAUGAAGGAUAGGUGAGUUGUGAGAGGGUAGUAGCAACCACUAUCAGUCAUGAGGACCCGCAGCAAAGCGCUACACGUCUCACUUCUCAUCCUGAGUACUGUAGGCCAGCCUACACCCCAGGCCUAACUACGUACACCUUGGUGGACUAUAUUGCAUUCUGCAAUCAAGCGUUCUGGUGAAUAUGAGAUUCUGAGGAUAGUUGAGAGCUGCCAGAAUUGCAUUGCUGUGUGAAAUCUACGAUGUCUGUAAUGGAGGGUCCUAUUGUAGGACAGUCAGGCUCUGAGAACUCUGAAGCCAAGGACAUGACAACUCCUGUCCUCAUUUCUCGUCAACCCAUGCUCUUCAGAAAGCCUACAAAAAAGCUUGGUUUUCUGCAGCUGCAAAGAAAUCGGGAAAUUGAGGACAUAAGUUGGCAGAGUUUUUCAAGACACAACCAGAUGACUCGUGCAAUGGUAGAUAGACUUGGAGUUGUAAAAGAGCUAGAAUGUCACAGAGGAUGUGUAAACUGCAUUGAAUUUAAUAGAGAGGGCAGCUUGUUGCUGUCUGGGUCCGAUGACUACGAUAUUACCCUUUGGGAUGUUUAUCGACAAACACGACUGAAGAAAUUGGCUACUGGUCAUAGGGGUAAUAUUUUUUCUGUUAAGUUUGUACCUCAGAGUGGAGACAGGAUUAUCAUAUCAGGAGCAGCUGACGGUCGAAUUGAAGUGCGCGAAGUAGAUACAGAAGACGUGACUCAGGUGUGCACAUGUCAUCGUGAACGUGUCAAGAGAAUUGCCACAAUUCCAACGUUACCGAACGUAUUUUUAUCUGCAUCUGAAGAUGGUACCGUUAUGUUGUAUGACAUGCGAGCCCCACACACUUGUAAUUCACAAACAAACAAUGUUUUAAUCAACCUCCGAUGCCACACUGGUCGUACUGCAGAAUGCAAGUGCAUAACUGUUAAUCCAACUCGUCCUGAAAUAAUUGCAGUUGGAGCCAGUGAUCCAUAUAUACGAAUAUAUGACAGAAGAAUGAUUAAAUUAACUAGUGUACCGUAUCCUCCAGGAGGAAUGCUACAGAAUCAGUGGGAGAGAAGUAACUAUGCCAACAACCAGCUUGAUGCCUCAUCUGAUAACCUCCCUCCAGGCUGUGUUCAGUAUUUUGUACCUGGCCAUUUGCCAGACAAACUGAAAGAAUAUUACCGCCGCUAUAGGACACUAGCAACAACCUACCUGACAUACAGUGCAGAUGGCACGGAGCUCCUGGCUAACCUGGGAGGGGAACACAUCUACCUCUUAAAUCCCUCAAAUCCACAAUAUCCCAGACUUUACACUGCCAGUCUUACUGCAAAGCAUCAGUUUCAUUCUAAAGAGUCUGAUGUCCCUUCAAAUGGCGUUUGUAAAUCGGUUACCACCGCUACCAACGGUAUAUCGAGCCACCUUGCAAGUGGAGUAGACCGAUUGCCUUCGUUUUCUCAUGCACCAGUGCCUCCUUUACCACCUCAAGCAGAAACUUUGAAGGCCAGGGCUAACCAGGCAUUUGCAGCAGAGAAAUACAUUACUGCCCUCCAGCUGUAUAAUCAAGCAGCACAGUUAAGCCCAAAUUCUGCAGUUCUUUAUAGCAAUCGAGCUGCAGCACUAAUGAAGAGAAAGUGGGAAGGAGAUAUAUAUGCUGCAUUAAAGGAUUGCUUCACUGCACUAGACAUUGAUCCACACCAUGUUAAGGCACACUUCAGAUUAGCUCGAUGUUUGCAUCAACUAGGACGAGAACAAGAGGCACAACUUUGUCUUAAUGAGUUCAGAAGGCAGCAUCCUGACCACAGUGCCUCACCUGCAUGUACUACACUUGCCCAUGACAUUGCUACUUCCAUUUUGCACCAGCAAAGUGGUGGUGGUAAUGGUGGUGGUGGUGGUAGUAGUGGUGGUGGUGGUGGAGGAAGUGGAAGUGGAGGUGGUGGUGGAAAUAAUGGUGAUGGAGACAGUGACGAUGAAGGGCUCCUGGGUAGUCUUCCAACUCCAAGCACUCAGGAGCAAGAUUGGCGGACACGAGCAGCCGAUUACUACAAGUCUUACUGUGGCCACUGCAAUACUACCACAGACAUUAAAGAAGCAGUUUUCCUUGGAAAAGAUGGCCAGUUUAUUGCUGCUGGUUCCGAUGAUGGGAACUUGUUUGUUUGGGAUCGGCACACAACCAACCUUAUACGCGUUAUACCAGGAGAUGAAUCCAUUGUCAACUGUGUUCAGUGCCAUCCUCACACCUGUCUCCUAGCAACCAGUGGAAUUGAAUCUGUUGUCAAACUUUGGGCUCCUUUGCCAGAGAUGGAUAAUGACAGUGAACCAUUCUUGGACAUAGAAGAGAUUGCUCAAGCUAAUCAGCAACGCAUGCGUGCCGAUCCUUUGGAAAUGAUGCUGAUGCAUAUGGGUAACAUGGCACAUGUUCUUGGCGGGGGCAUAGGAAGUGGUGAAGGAAGAGGGAGUGGAGGAAGACCAAGUCAGGGCAACAAUGACAAUCCUCCUCGGGAUCCAUCCCCUGGGGGGCCCAAUGACCGAAAUAUGGCAGAUGUACAGUGUCGUACUAGCUGAGAUUGAAUAAGUUUCCAACACCUCGUUGGCAUUCUUCUCCAGCAACAAGACUGUGAUGGGCUCCACUGACUUAGGUCUGAAUUCUGAAGAACCUUUAAAUUAACUUAGGUAUUGUAGUCCACAGCAUAAAGUCAUUGUGAAUAGUAUGGCUGAUUAAAUACCAAAGAAUGAUUCCUGAAAUGGGUAUUUCAGGGUAUGGACCUUUGUUGCAGGAGUCUCCUUAGGUAUAGAUUGUUUACCAAGUGACUUAGGACAGAGAACAUAAACUUAACCUAUCCUUUAGCUAGCUUAACAACAACCUUCCAGAAUAUGGUUCUUAAAAAAAAAAUAUUGGAACCAUCCCAAAAAUUGUAAUGCAAUGAAUAAUUGAAUAGAUUAUUCAGAAAUACAUAUGUAAAGGCAAAACUGUUUUCUUGGUAAUUGUUGUUCUCGCAACACAAUCUUCAUUGGUAAUUUAUUUUGCUCGUCUUUAACUAGAAUGUUGUCUAUUGUCCAGCAAAAAUGCUUAAGCACCCUGUCAUGCAUUUGGCUUGGCGCUUUCUCUGAUAGUUCCUUCCCUCCCUGUCGUGCAUUCCUAUCCUAUAUACUUGGCACAUUAACAAUCCUUAUACAGUACUGCAAUUACACGUGCCACUGUUUUUCUGGGUUUGGUAUCCCCUCAACCAUUUAUACCUUCCUCCCCCCCUCCCCCUCUUCCAUUAGGUAGUUGUACCUAAACCACUUCUGAACUCGUGGAUACCCACUUGUCUGUCUUCAUGUGUGAUCCAUAUUCUUUAUAUGUAACUAGAUGGAGGGGUAUCCAGCAGUGCCUGGGUGCCCUUUCCCUUACCUCAUUCUUCCCACACCUGACCCUCCCUUUUCCCCAUCUACCCUCCCUUCUCCCUAUUCACCCCUCCCCCAUUUCCCCUCAUCUUACAUCACCCCUACAAAUAUGGGUAAGGUAGCUCCCAAGCAGCUGGUCCCCCAACUUUGAACAGACCUUCUCUCCUAUUAUAGAUUGUCGUUUUUGUCCGAAAAUGUCUAGUCUGCUUCAACAUUCGACAAUUCUUCUUUUGCAAAUCUAUUUCGUACACCUUUUUGGUAAAAACUUAUUGCUUUUUUGAAGGUUAAGGGGCAUUUUUAACCACAAGCAAGAUGGACACAUUAAGGUAGCAUUACUCCCUUGCACAUUCACUCCUCCCUACUGUUGCAUCUCUUCUCUUCUAUAUCAUUUUUGUGAUGUUAUUUUUAAAUCAAAAUCAUGUACAUCAAGUGGUUCUUUUACUACCAGUUAACUGAAAAUUUUAAUUUGUUUCUCAAACAAAGUGUGUUUUCACCACGAUGAAAUUUGAGGUGUGAUAUGGUAUUGUCAAAGGUGAAUUAUCGUCACCGCCAAGAUAUUUUUAAUUAGCAGAAUAACCACUAAAUACUGUAAUAUCAUUAAUGAUGCUAGAGAGGUUUGCAAUUGCAGAAUGAGGCAGUGGUUUGGUACCUAAUUACAUUCUUGUAGUUAGACUAUGCUACUAACAUUCAGUAUACUUUAUUGAAAUAAGUUAUAUACCUCCAUCAUGCAAGUGUUUGCAGUGGCACAGGAAUAAGACUUGAGAUUAUUAAUGAAGCUUUCUCUCCAUUAAACUGUAGCACAAAAAAUUUGAGUGCAUUAAGUAAUUAUGGUAACGCUUUUUCACCAAAUACUGGAAAAUUGUACCGAAUACUAAUUAAAUUUUAAAGUACCAGUACUGUACAGUAUUUAAGCUCCUGCCAAGCUUCAAAGCAACUUUGUGUGUUGGGUUGCUAAAUAUAUUACAUAUAUAUAUAUAUUGGUGCUGUAUUGUGAAGUUUAAUGCCUGUAUAUAAUUGUGUGGAGUUUAUAUUUUGUAAAAUGAAUUUGAUAUAAUGAACUUACAAUGAACAAGAGUUCACUUGUAGUAUUUGCCUACAAAGUGUCAGAAUACCUCCAGUUGUACUUGUACAUACAUGUAUAUGCUUUAAAAAAAAAUGACCUCCAUAGGAGGUUGGUUUAUUGCUAUGACUAUUGUUUUAAUAAAAUAUUGAUUUUC
Messenger RNA from Procambarus clarkii (red swamp crayfish), 4743 nucleotides. RefSeq names its product WD and tetratricopeptide repeats protein 1. Gene Ontology annotation, molecular function: protein binding. The record is from RefSeq and is a predicted model, not a curated record. Gene Ontology annotation, cellular component: Cul4-RING E3 ubiquitin ligase complex; cytoplasm. Gene Ontology annotation, biological process: negative regulation of fatty acid biosynthetic process. Lineage: Eukaryota; Metazoa; Arthropoda; Malacostraca; Decapoda; Cambaridae.